Molecule: messenger RNA, 1473 nt
Organism: Peronospora matthiolae
Lineage: Eukaryota; Oomycota; Peronosporomycetes; Peronosporales; Peronosporaceae
Source: the annotation of a GenBank genome assembly
AUGACGGCCACGGACAUUGAAAAGAAGAGCAAGAAGAAGAAGCUCAAGGCAGCAGGCGUCGAAGAUAGCACCAAGGAUCUCAUUGCACCGGAAAACCACACACCCGCUCUUGAUACGAGCAAGUGGCCGCUCCUGCUCAAGAACUACCACCAGCUCAAUGUCCGCACGGGUCAUUACACGCCCAUUCCAUGCAGUUCCAGUCCACUCAAGCGCAACAUUAACGACUACGUACGCUAUGGGGUGAUCAAUUUGGACAAGCCAGCCAAUCCGUCGUCGCACGAGGUUGUUGCCUGGAUCCGUCGCAUUUUGCGCGUGGACAAGACGGGGCACUCGGGGACCCUGGAUCCUAAGGUCACUGGCUGUCUCAUUGUGUGCGUGGACCGAGCGACGCGGCUUGUCAAGGCGCAACAAGGUGCUGGCAAAGAGUAUGUGGCGGUCGUACGUCUUCAUAGUGCGAUUGAGAGUCAGGCCAAGCUCGCCCGUGCGAUUGAGACGCUGACGGGAGCGCUGUUCCAACGUCCACCACUGAUCUCGGCCGUGAAGCGCCAGCUCCGGAUUCGCACGAUCUACUCGUCGAAACUAAUCGAGUACGAUGAAGACCGCCACUUGGGUAUUUUCCACGUGAGCUGUGAAGCAGGCACGUACAUUCGUACCUUGUGUGUGCACUUGGGACUCGUGCUUGGAGUGGGUGGCCACAUGCAGGAGCUGCGUCGUGUCCGCUCGGGGGUGUUGGGCGAGAACGACUCGUUGGUGACCAUGCACGAUGUCUUGGAUGCGCAAUACCAGUACGAUACGUACAAGGACGAGUCGUACUUGCGUCGCAUUGUGCGUCCGCUGGAAGUGCUGCUGACGACGUACAAACGCAUUGUGGUGAAGGAUAGUUCCGUCAACGCUAUUUGCUACGGUGCCAAGUUUAUGAUCCCCGGUCUCUUGCGGUUUGCAGAUGAUAUUGAUGUGGGUGAAGAGGUGGUGCUGAUGACGACGAAGGGAGAGGCUAUUGCUGUUGCAAUUGCUCAGAUGACUACUGCUGUGAUGGCCACUUGUGAUCAUGGCGUGGUUGCAAAGAUCAAGCGUGUCAUCAUGGAGCGUGACACGUACCCGCGUCGUUGGGGCUUGGGGCCGAUGGCUCAGAAGGUCAAAAGCUUGGUCAAGGAUGGCAAGAUUGGCAAAUAUGGCAAGGUGAACGAGAGCACUCCAGCGGACGUCUCGGAACUGUACAACAAGGACGAUGCAAAAAAGCCUCUGGUGACGGAGGUGACGAAGGAGAAGGAUGAGGAUGAGGUUUCGGAAAAAGAUGAGACCCCUAAGAAAAAAAAGGCCAAAAAGGAGAAGAAGGAGAAGAAGGAGAAGAAACACAAGAACAAGCGGGAUGCUGAGAACGCUGAUGUGACAGAGUCUGGUGAGUCUCCGGAGAAGAAGAAGUCGAAGAAAAAGUCGAAAAAGAAGUCGAAGGAGGCAAGCGACUCGGAAUAG